AUGCAGGCCAUUAAAUGUGUGGUGGUGGGAGACGGGUGAGUGACCCGAAUAUCUCUGUGUGGGGACAGACCGGCUAGCCAUCCUCUGCAUGUUACAUGUAUGACCGGCUAGCCAUACUCUGCAUGUUACAUGUAUGACCGGCUUGCCAUCCUCUGCAUGUGACAUGUAUGACCGGCUAGCCAUCCUCUCUCUACAUGUUACAUGUAUGACCGGCUAGCCAUCCUCUGCAUGUUACAUGUAUGACCGGCUAGCCAUCCUCUCUCUACAUGUUACAUGUAUGACCGGCUAGCCAUCCUCUGCAUGUUACAUGUAUGACCGGCUAGCCAUCUCUGCAUGUUACAUGUAUGACCGGCUAGCCAUACUCUGCAUGUUACAUGUAUGACCGGCUAGCCAUCCUCUCUCUACAUGUUACAUGUAUGACCGGCUAGCCAUCCUCUGCAUGUUACAUGUAUGACCGGCUAGCCAUCCUCUGCAUGUGUUACAUGUAUGACCGGCUAGCCAUCCUAUGCAUGUUACAUGUAUGACCGGCUAGCCAGCCUCUGCAUGUUACAUGUAUGACCGGCUAGCCAUACUCUGCAUGUUACAUGUAUGACCGGCUUGCCAUCCUCUGCAUGUGACAUGUAUGACCGGCUAGCCAUCCUCUCUCUACAUGUUACAUGUAUGACCGGCUAGCCAUCCUCUGCAUGUUACAUGUAUGACCGGCUAGCCAUCCUCUCUCUACAUGUUACAUGUAUGACCGGCUAGCCAGCCUCUGCAUGUUACAUGUAUGACCGGCUAGCCAUACUCUGCAUGUUACAUGUAUGACCGGCUAGCCAUCCUCUGCAUGUGACAUGUAUGACCGGCUAGCCAUCCUCUCUCUACAUGUGACAUGUAUGACCAGCUAGCCAUCCUCUCUCUACAUGUGACAUGUAUGACCGGCUAGCCAUCCUCUGCAUGUGACAUGUAUGACCGGCUAGCCAUCCUCUGCAUGUUACAUGUAUGACCGGCUAUCCAGCCUCUGCAUGUUACAUGUAUGACCGGCUAGCCAUCCUCUGCAUGUUACAUGUAUGACCGGCUUGCCAUCCUCUGAAUGUAACAUGUGUGACCGGCUAGCCAUCCUCUACACGUUACAUGUCCGUCUCUCUAUUUAUCCAUCCUCUACAUGUUACAUGUAUGACCGGCUAUCCAUCCUCUACAUGUUACAUGUAUGACCGGCUAGCCAUCCUGUGCAUGUUACAUGUAUGACCGGCUAGCCAUCCUGUGCAUGUUACAUGUAUGACCAGCUAGCCAUCCUCUGCAUGCCACAUAUUACAUGUAUGAACUGCUAUCCAUACCUUACAUAUUACAUGUCUGUCUAUCUAUCCAUCCAUCAUCUACACGUUAUAUGUAUGUAUGGCCAACUAUUCACCCCCUACAUGUUACAUGUCUCUCUCUAUCCAUCAUCUACAUGUUAUAUGUAUGUAUGGCCAACUAUUCAUCCCCUACAUGUUGCAUCCUAUCCAUCCUCUACCUGCCACAUAUUAAAUGUAUAACCCCUAUCCAUCUUCUGUAUGUUACAUAUUACAUGCUUGACCAGCUAUCUAUCCCCUACAUGUUACACAUAUGACCCAUUAACCACCCCCUACAUUACACCCAUAUAAAUACUUUAACAUGUAUCACAUGUAGCACACCCAUUGUAUGUAAUUCCAGAUAUAUAUAUAUAUAAUACAUUGACAUGCAUGGCACUUAGCACACUCAAACUGUUAAAACCCACAUACCUGUACACUAAUAGAUACUGGAGUCCGCUAGAAGCAUUUCCAAACAGUUUGACACUUAGCGGGGUCCCCCAGACGCCUCUGGUCCUACUUGUCAGAUAUAUCCGCAGCUAACGUUUUCCUUUCACAAGAGCUAUCCUUAGUGUUAGUUAGGUUGAGUUAAUGUCAUUAAUAGUAGUAACUUCACACUAGAUGUAUCAGAAAAGAGGGAACCCAGGUAAGUGAAAUUCUAAAGCUGUUUGACCACAUACUGUAGGAAGGCACCUGGGGACUCCUGGCACCAUAACUACUACAGGAUGUUCACUUGGGCUUUUAAUAACAAUAUAGAUUGGGCCUCAUUUCUUCUUGGCAUAUUGGAGUUUUAUUCAUUAUAGAGUGAGUUGCAGAUAAUUGGAAAACCAGCUGCAAACUUUAAGUCAAGCUGUAACGAUAAGAGAUUUACGGUUAAAUGUUUCGAAUUCUGCUAUCUUGUUAUUAUUAUUAUUAUUAUUUAUAUAGCGCCAUAGCGCUGUACUGGUUUCCUGUUCACUGUUUAGUGAUUAGAACUCAUUGUAUCCUACGUAGAUUUAAUUAGGCAAUCUUUAUAUAUUCAUACACCGAAUACACAUUCACUGCUUUACAUUAGAUUUAAAGGGACACUUUCACAGGCACAAUGUGACGUUUGUCAGAUUACAAGUAGUUAUAAUUUAACAGUCACAUUUAUUAGAGAAUAAUCGAGCUCUCUUGACUCUGGUGAACAUAAAAUAAUCCUGAUUUUCACUACACCCAAAUGUCUUUAUCCCCCAUACACACAAAACAAACUUUGUGGGAUAAACACAAAUGAAUAUGGAAUAAAUAUACAGAGAAUGUAUUCAGCUUGUAUUUUUUUUGUGUGUGGAUAUUUUAAUAACUAUUUUUGCUCCACGAGUCCACAAGUCGCCUAAAAUUUCCCAUAACAGCCCGCCCCUGACCACUCCCCCGCUCUCACCCCUAAAACUAUUGUCCCUCUUUGCUGUGUAUGAUAUAAAAUAUAUCUGUAUUAUCCUGAGACUGCACAGCGUGGUUCAGUUUCUACAGUGCAUACCUCCCAUAUGGUCUAUUUUCAAGGGCCAGUCCCUAUUUUGGAACCAAAUCCCUUUCUCCCACUUUUCUAGGAGCUCCAUAUUGUUGGUGUGUCUGAGUGUAUAACAGAGCUCCACAGCUAUAAUACUCCCAGUAAUGUAUGUGAGUGUAUAACAGAGCUCCACAGCGAUAAUACUCCCAGUAAUGUGUCUGAGUGUAUAACCGAGCUCCACAGCAAUAAUACUCCCAGUAAUGUGCCUGAGUGUAUAAUACUGCUCCACAGCAACAAUACUCCCAGUAAUGUGUCUGCAUGUAUACCAGAGCUCCACAGCAAUAAUACUCCCAGUAAUGUGUCUGAGUGUAUAACAGAGCUUCACAGCAAUAAUACUCCCAGUAAUGUGUCUGAGUGUAUAACCGAGCUCCACAGCAAUAAUACUCCCAGUAAUGUGCCUGAGUGUAUAAUACUGCUCCACAGCAACAAUACUCCCAGUAAUGUGUCUGCAUGUAUACCAGAGCUCCACAGCAAUAAUACUCCCAGUAAUGUGUCUGCGUGUAUAACAGAGCUCCACAGCAAUAAUACUCCCAGUAAUGUCUGAGUGUAUAAUAGAGCUCCACAGCAAUAAUACUCCCAGUAAUGUGUCUGAGUGUAUAACAGAGCUCCACAGCAAUAAUACUCCCAGUAAUGUCGAUGACCAUUUUCUUUUUCCAGUCCAGUGCAUUGGGCAUGAAAAGUACAAGUGGCCAUCACUGCGCUCCUCAAAUGAAAUGGACGUUAGCUAUGAGAACAGAGCAUGACUCGGUCCUCAUAGAGGAAACACAUUUACUGCCUGUCAGGGUGACUAGAGGUGUAUUUAACCCUUAAAUGUAGGCAUUGCCGUAUUUACUAAAAGAAGACCACUGAACCCAGACCACGGACUGAUACUUUAAUGCCCACAUGGAUCUCUUCCUAUGGUGCGCCUGGGCAAAAACUGUCUGGGGAUUUAGCAAACCUCCAGGUACUGAUAUAUACAGUGCAUUGUUCUCAAACUUGGCAAAUCCUGAGACACUCAUUACCAUUACAAUGGGAGAAUCCAGAGUCUGAACGCAGGAUGGCACGGGCCGAUGGGUAUUUACCUUUAGAUGCCAUACAAUAUUUUUUCGAUCAGGGGUUAGAAGGACCUAAUUUAUGUCCGAACGUGACCGAAUCUGCUUGUAAUACACCAGGUUUAAUCACUAUAAAUGAUCUGCACAUUCCAUUGUUUUUCUCAUUACAUCAGAUGACAUUUUGUAAAAUGAAAUCUUUAGAGACCAUGAUUAUUCCUCUGUGAGAGCCUGCGUCUGCAUCCUGAUUAAAGUGCAAGAUCAUUAGGAAAUGGUUAAAUAAAAAACCUGCAUGGCGCAAACUGGGGGGGUUGGACGGAGGGUAACUCCUCUGCCCAUUCCUAGAACUCCGUUUAUAAUUUUUAUAAACAUGCAUGAUUAUACUAGUACAGCAAUCAUUGCGUUUCCAUAUACAGUAUAGGGAAAUGUACCUUUAUUGCUAUAUUUAUGGGAAUAUUUGGAUGCUUAAUUAAUUAAUUUAUUUUUCUUUCUUCUUCAGAGCUGUGGGGAAAACAUGUCUCCUGAUAAGUUAUACAACCAAUGCCUUCCCUGGAGAAUAUAUCCCAACUGUGUAAGUAAUAGCCUAGGUGUGUGUCUGCGGGGGGGGUGGGAAUAUACUGGCAAUUAAUGGGACCCUCCAACAUCACUACAAUGCACGUUCCCACAUGUUUACGGUGUCAGAAGGUCCCCUGCUCUGUAUUCUAGUCAUUGCUGGAACGUGUAAAUUUGUGAAGUGAUUCAUUUGGGAUUUAACCCCUUAAGGACCAAACUUCUGGAAUAAAAGGGAAUCAUGACAUGUCACACAUGUCAUGUGUCCUUAAGGGGUUAAAAGGAAAGACACUCCCUAGAAGAUUGUAAAUAUGAUUUUUGUUUUUGGAAACCUGCCCCAUAGUUCCGAUGUUUUAUAGGUUCGAUAAUUAUUCGGCUAAUGUGAUGGUGGAUGGGAAACCCGUGAAUUUGGGACUAUGGGACACGGCCGGCCAAGAGGAUUAUGACCGACUGCGACCCCUCUCCUACCCUCAGACAGUACGUCAUAUCUGGUUCUAUCUUUCAGCUCGGAAUUAAACAUUAAAACAGGACUGGAAUAGUAAACUUAGGAAGGUGAUAGCCAUACCUCUGCUGACCCCAUCUAUUGAAGAAAUACAUUUCUGAUGGUUGUUGCUCAGUCACAUUGUCACCAAUAGACAGAAAGUGGCUCCGAACCUUUUUUUGACCCAAUCACAUUUCAAUGAGAGAAACAGUUCCAAAGCACACUUGCAUUUUUUUUCUUGCUUGAGAGAUGUAAAUCCUUUUUAAUGAAUUGACAGAUGUGAAUCCUUGUAUUUAUUAAGAAACACACCUCACAGACCGCGUUCAAUCUAUACACAGCCUGUAUGUUUGUGGCACACAUAGGUUACCCAUCACCGGCAUGGGCAUUAGAUUCUUCGCAUUAUCCAUUGAGUUUGCAAGCUUUGGCCAAAAUAUUUUGCUAAUUUCUCUUGUUUAUCCCUUGUUUAGGUUUUUCAUAUAGCACUUUCCAUUUCUAUAAGGAUCAGUCAGACAAUUUGUGUGCCGUGGUUGAUGAAAACAGACUGUUUUACCCUAAAAGACCCUCUUCCGUUAAUUUGUGACUCUUUUUCUUUAGGAUGUCUUCCUGAUUUGCUUCUCCUUAGUCAGCCCAGCUUCAUUUGAAAACGUUAGAGCAAAGGUAAAGUCACCUCGAUUCACACUCAAUGCAGGAAAGUUACUGCAGGGUAACUGUAACAGGAACUAUAGAAUGACUGCAGAAAGUAUCACAGAGAUUUACUGUAUAUUAAAUGUAACAUUUAGAGAGAGAGACCCUGUUACCUUUACUCCAAUGGUGCCCUGUCUGCAGCUCUGAGGGUGUUACUGUAACCCCUACAAUGUUUGGCUAUUUUUGCCUCUGCCUUUUGCAGUAUGGAUUUUAAGUCUGUACGAUCUAGUGUUUAGUGAAUGCAUAAUGUCAGGGGAAUGCCGCCGCAUUCAUACCUGUCUUGAAGACGCCUGCCGAGUGCGCUCAUACCUGGGAGCAGACUGGAACAGCGGGAACAUCUCGGUCCAGGGGCAUUCCCACGUGGUAAUGGGAAUGCCGCCCAUCACUCACUCCCCGUGGUGGCUCCUCCUCUCACUGCGGCCGGGUCUGUAAUCAUUAGAGACGCCGGCCGCUGCAGCUUUCAUUGAAUUUAAGGGGUUUACUAGUUAGCCCUUAAAGUGCCAUUUCAUUAUAGACCUGUGAGUGUGCUACACACACACGCCCACGAACACAUGCUUCCCAUGCAGCCAAUCAGGGAGCACCUUAGACUAUAUAAAGCUGUUAUGUCCAUUUCUCUGUGCCCUGUUGUGGUUUCCAUUGUGGUUAUCCGAGAGUGCGUUUCUGGUAUUGAUUCUUGUGUAUUUGACCUUGGCUUUCCUUCUGACUAUCCAAUCUCUGUAUUCCUUGACCUUUGGCUUGGCUCCUGACUAUUCUAAAUUCUCCAUUCCUUGACUCGUGGCUUGUUCAUUGUUUCCGUGAUUCCUGCAUUCUUGUCAUUAUCCAGUCUUGUGGUUAUUUCCUUUAUACGUUAAAUCUGGCCAUUCUGAGGCCUUGUUAUACGUCUUAGGAUUUCCUUUAUAUUUACGUAAGUUCUGCGUGUUGGACAUCAGCUAUUCCUGACACAUACAUAAUACAAAUAAAUUCCCCACUAUUUAGUUCACAAAUCAAGUUAGAAAAAGUAACCAAUAGAUGGAAAAUAAGCAGGUUAUAUAUAAUUUUUUUUUAAAUAUAUAAUAUAGAAAUGUUGUUUUUUUUUAUUACUGCUCCUCUUUUUUUUUUUUACCACUUCUUUUUGAUAUGAGAAUAAAAUCAACAUUUAAUGGCUGCCCCCUAAGCUUCAAUCAUCUUUUUUCCAUCAAUCAAAUCUUUUUUUUGGUGCUCCGAAUGGAACUCCAAAUCUCAAAUCAAACUAACAUGUUCAUCCAGCAGAAUAGUCAUUUGCUUGGUUACAUAUCUGUUUGGUGCUUUAGAGACCAGGAAUUCAUCUGAACUGCUGAUUGGAUUAAAUUUAGAAGAAUGGCAAUGUGACCAAAAGUAAAUGCACAAGUCUAUUAACCAGUACUUGUUAACCCAUUUUAUCACUUUUGUCAGAUAGAUUGCUGUCAUGCACUGCUCUUGCAAGGGAGUCAUCUCUAGCUCCUCAAUGUGCUCCAUUCUUGACCUUGUUCCUGUUUCAUAUUAGAUUUUGUGUGCACUGCCCUGCUUGGCUGUGAAUUUUGUUUUUGAUUGAUGCUCGUCAUACCAUCUGGGACCAUAUGUUGAUUCAGAAAUACUUACCUUGGACCUUGGAACUUGGACCAUCCACUGACUCUGAACUGCAUGCUCUGCCCUAACUGCCUGUGUUAUCCACACACUAAUGCAUAUUUAAGACAAGGCCUUUUAUCUUUUAGAAAAAAAACUGUGUGUUAAGACUAGUAUUCUACUGUGGAGGUGCACAAACCAUACUCUCUUAGCAAUUUACCUCCCUGUCUGUGUCUUCUUUGGCCAAUGUUACACAUACACUAUUUUUCUCAUAUCUAAUAUAAAUAUGUUAUUUUGGUGAGUGUAUACGUUUCUAAUUUAAUUAUACGAAAAUGUUUUUAUCAGUACGGAUGUGCAAAUAUUUUGUCAUCUAUCUUGUCCAAGGUCAUUCAGUAAAUGUAUUCGCAAAUAUUCAACAUUCAUUAAGAAUUUGUCAGCUUUUUGUCCUAUACUAUUUAACAUUAUAGUGUAAGAUUAUAUUUGAGCCAGAGAGAUUUCAAAACAACACUAAAAAAUUGUGGUCAUGGUAAGUUUAAAAUCAAGGCCAUCACUUGGUCCUGAACUGAUUGGGAAAGCAUAAGGACUUGAUGACCAGAACCCAUGAUAGGAGGUUUUUAAGUCCAAAUAAUUAAUUAUGUAUGCAUGACGAUUUUAACCUCAUUCCUGCAGGAGCCGAGGACAAGGUUCAUGGAAACAGAUUUAAAUGAUCAUCAGGAAUAGAAUAGUCGCAUAGGUCCCACUUGUGAGAAGUAAGUGCUAAGUUACAGGGGUAAAUACUACCUUUGUGGGUGAAAGGAGAGGGUCAGCAACUUGAUUGUACUUUUGCUUUACAUAGCUGCUAUGUUGUAGGAUAUUCAUGUAACUUAUCUGUAUGUACAAAGUUUGUUUUUCUUUGGCAUGAUAAAAAGACACGCUUGAAAACAAGGAUUUAGGCACUUAUUUAUGAACACUGAAAUGUGAGUGGGUAAAGUAACUAUGUCCUAAGUCGGUCCAGACUCUACAUUUUCAUCAGCGUUUUCUAUCUGAUUUUUUCAGAUUGUAUAAAGUGUUGUUUAUAGAUCUAAAUUCAUAUCUAUUGUAAACUGGGUCAGAUGUAAUAUAUCUUGAGAGCGAUAGGGUAAAGCAUGCAAAUGAAUUCACGCUCACUUAUAGAUAAUACAACUGAAAUGUUAUUACUUCUGAGAAAACUGUAUCACAAUGAUCAAAAUGAUUAACCUUCACAGGAAACCCAUAUAUGCCAAGUUAGAAUGAUCAGAGUUACAAAAAACACUUCACAAAAAAAUAUAUAUUUUUGUGAUGACUUUUUGAAUACUUUUCUAAUGCUUUAUUGUAUUCAAUAAUGCAUUUAUAAGUAAAUAGCGAGUCUGUCAUAUCCUCUACAAAUACAUACAGUGACAUGCUGGUUUGAAUACCAAUGUUAAUAUUUAACAAACUGCUAAGAAACUGUAAACAUACAGAAAUAUAAGCAAUUCUAGUAGCAUAUAAAUAUAUAUGAUCAAUGGUUCACCUUUCAGCUCUCUUGUAAAUAAUUCAAAACUACUGCAUCAUAAAAAGCACUUACAUUACAUAUACAGGUAUUCCUAACUUUAGAAUGUUUUCUUAACAUGUAUUGCCCCUCUCCCCAACCCUCACAAUGGUUGUUAAAGAAGACUUACUUACAUUUGGAGAGCAAACAAUGGGUCGCAAGAGUAUUCUGAGAACGGACAGCAGCUAAAAUAGCCUGCCCUUCGGUGGGUCCCCGCUCAGAACUCAUGCUGGUUUUAGCUCAACUUGUGCCAUUACAGAGAGAACAUAUCUGAAGCAUAUCAGACUGGUCCCACCCAUGCGGGCAGUCCAGACCCGAAAUGCCAGCAAGUUCUCUCUGCACGAGAGAUACAGCAACCCCAGACGAUCGUUUCAGCCUUGUUAGGCAUCGUCAGUGAGGCAUAGCUGAUAUCUCUCUAGGCACCGUGAGCAAGGUGUCCACGUCUGGAUUACCCUUUAAACUAAUGGAGAGCAAAAAAUUGGUCGCAAAAGUAUUCUGAGAACAGACAGCAGCUAAAUAGCCUGCCCUUCGGUGGGUCCCUGCUCAGAACUCAAGCUGGUUUUAGCUCAACUUGUGCCAUUACAGAGAGAACAUAUCUAAAGCAUAUCAGACUGGUUCCACCCAUACGGGCAGUCCAGAUCCGAAAUGCCAGCAAGUUCUCUCUGCACGAGAGAUACAGCAACCCCAGACGAUCGUUUCAGCCUUGUUAGGCAUUGUCAGUGAGGCAUAGCUGAUAUCUCUCUAGGCACCGUGAGCAAGGGGUCCACGUCUGGAUUACCCUUUAGACUAAUGGAGAGAAAACAAUGGGUCGCAAGAGUAUUCUGAGAACGGACAGCAGCUAAAAUAGCCUGCCCUUCGGUGGGUCCCCGCUCAGAACUCAUGCUGGUUUUAGCUCAACUUGUGCCAUUACAGAGAGAACAUAUCUGAAGCAUAUCAAACUGGUCCCACCCAUACGGGCAGUCCAGACCCGAAAUGCCAGCAAGUUCUCUCUGCACGAGAGAUACAGCAACCCCAGACGAUCGUUUCAGCCUUGUUAGGCAUCGUCAGUGAGGCAUAGCUGAUAUCUCUCUAGGCACCGUGAGCAAGGGGUCCACGUCUAGAUUACCCUUUAGACUAAUGGAGAGCAAACAAUGGGUCGCAAGAGUAUUCUGAGAACGGACAGCAGCUAAAAUAGCCUGCCCUUCGGUGGGUCCCCGCUCAGAACUCAUGCUGGUUUUAGCUCAACUUGUGCCAUUACAGAGAGAACAUAUCUGAAGCAUAUCAGAUUGGUCCCACCCAUACGGGCAGUCCAGACCCGAAAUGCCAGCAAGUUCUCUCUGCACGAGAGAUACAGCAACCCCAGACGAUCGUUUCAGCCUUGUUAGGCAUCGUCAGUGAGGCAUAGCUGAUAUCUCUCUAGGCACCGUGAGCAAGGGGUCCACGUCUGGAUUACCCUUUAAACUAAUGGAGAGCAAGAAAUGGGUCGCAAGAGUAUUCUGAGGAUGGACAGCAGCUAAAAUAGCCUGCCCUUCGGUGGGUCCCCGCUCAGAACUCAAGCUGGGCAAGAGAGAUAUCGGUGCCUAGAGAGAUAUCAGCUAUGCUCUCACUGACGCAUGCUCAACAAGGCUGAAACGAUCGCCUGGGUUGCUGCAUCUCUCGCGGCAGAGAGAAUCCCAUGGCAUUUCGGUCUGACUGCCCGUAUGGGUGGGACCAGUCUGAUAUGCUUCAGAUAUGUUCUCUCUGUAAUGGCACAAGUUACUAAAACCAGCACAUGAGUUCUUGGAGCGGGACCCAAUGGCAGCAGGCUAUUUUAGCUGCUGUCCCGUUUUCAGAAUACUCAUGCACCCAUUGUUUGCUCUCCAUUAGUUUAAAGGGUAAUCCAGACGUGGACCCCUUGCUCACGGUGCCUAGAGAGAUAUCAGUUAUGCCUCACUGACGAUGCCUAACAAGGCUGAAACGAUCGUCUGGGGUUGCUGUAUCUCUCGUGCAGAGAGAACUUGCUGGCAUUUCGGGUCUGGACUGCCCGUAUGGGUUGGACCAGUCUGAUAUGCUUCAGAUAUGUUCUCUCUGUAAUGGCACAAGUUGAGCUAAAACCAGCAUGAGUUCUGAGCGGGGACCCACCGAAGGGCAGGCUAUUUUAGCUGCUGUCCGUUCUCAGAAUACUCUUGCGACCCAUUGUUUGCUCUCCAUUAGUCUAAAGGGUAAUCCAGACGUGGACCCCUUGCUCACGGUGCCUAGAGAGAUAUCAGCUAUGCCUCACUGACGAUGCCUAACAAGGCUGAAACGAUCGUCUGGGGUUGCUGUAUCUCUCGUGCAGAGAGAACUUGCUGGCAUUUCGGGUCUGGACUGCCCGUAUGGGUGGGACCAGUCUGAUAUGCUUCAGAUAUGUUCUCUCUGUAAUGGCACAAGAUGAGCUAAAACCAGCAUGAGUUCUGAGCGGGACCCACCGAAGGGCAGGCUAUUUUAGCUGCUGUCCGUUCUCAGAAUACUCUUGCGACCCAUUUUUUGCUCUCCAUUAGUUUAAAGGGUAAUCCAGACGUGGACCCCUUGCUCACGGUGCCUAGAGAGAUAUCAGCUAUGCCUCACUGACGAUGCCUAACAAGGCUGAAACGAUCGUCUGGGGUUGCUGUAUCUCUCGUGCAGAGAGAACUUGCUGGCAUUUCGGUCUGGACUGCCCGUAUGGGUGGGACCAGUCUGAUAUGCUUCAGAUAUGUUCUCUCUGUAAUGGCACAAGUUGAGCUAAAACCAGCAUGAGUUCUGAGCGGGGACCCACCGAAGGGCAGGCUAUUUUAGCUGCUGUCCAUUCUCAGAAUACUCUUGCGACCCAUUGUUUGCUCUCAGGUAAUAAACAUGCUUCCAUUAUUUUCAAUGGAGUUAAACAUAGUUCAUAAACCUCUUGCCAGCAGGGAUAUUUCGGACAAGUAGUUCUGCACUUGGUUGCAUUUAUCAUGCUAUCAUCUAACUAGCAUAACUAUCUUCCCAUUCACCCCAACCCCCAACCAUUCCAUCCAUCCACUCACCCAUCAUUCCACCCAUCUACUUAACCACCCACCAACCUCCUUACCCAACAACCCACUCUUCCAUCCAUCCAUCUAUCAAUCCACCCACCCACCCACUCAUCUACCUAUCCAUUCAUCCUUCCGUCCACCCAUCUACUCAACCACCCACAGCCUUCCUAACCAACAAAUCACUCUUCCAUCCAUCCAUCCAUCCAUUUAUCCACCUUUCUGUUCAUCCUGCUGCCUAACUAUCUGUCUAUCCAUCCAUCUAUCUAUCUAUCUAUCUAUCUAUCUAUCAAGAUGGACACUGUGAAACCUGGGUUUAGAUCCUUAUUUUUUCUCUUUUGACACAGGAUGAUAGUAAAUGUAUUUAAAAAUAUGUAUUUAUAAUAAUAAUAAUAAUAUAUAUAUAUAUAUAUAUAUAUAUAUAAACUUUUUUUAAAUCAUGACUGUUAAUACAUAGGCAUUUAAUUUUUUUAUUUCGAACUCUUUUAUUGUCUCUUUUAAUACAACACAUAUAAAAUAUAGAAUUGUUAAAACAGAAUGAUAUGAUUGACAACACACUUAAGAGGUUAGUUGAUGUGAAAUUUAUGUGUAAAGAAUAUAAAAGACUAUUUGCUUGUAUUUAAUUGAUAAUCUGUAGUGAACUCAAAGCUGCUGUUGCCAAUUUAAUGCCUUGUGGAGAUGAUGCUGUAAGACAAGGACUUUUUUUAUAUCUUAAUUAACAUGCCAACUGUACUUGUCACCUCCUUUUUAAAGUAUCUCUUGGAUAAGCUGGAAUGCGGGCAAUGUGCCAGGGAGGCAGGUGCUUAA
Messenger RNA from Pelobates cultripes (western spadefoot toad), 12444 nucleotides. Lineage: Eukaryota; Metazoa; Chordata; Amphibia; Anura; Pelobatidae. The record is from the annotation of a GenBank genome assembly.